Molecule: messenger RNA, 611 nt
Organism: Oncorhynchus keta (chum salmon)
Lineage: Eukaryota; Metazoa; Chordata; Actinopteri; Salmoniformes; Salmonidae
Product: adhesion G-protein coupled receptor G7-like
Exons: 3
Coding region: 49-336 (95 amino acids)
Source: RefSeq, a predicted model, not a curated record
AGGGUCAUCUCUGCUAACCUGGGACAAGUGUCUGGGUUACAUGUUGAGAUGCUCUUCAAGCCCACAACUGUUCCCAACACCUCCCUCUAUGACUUUGCCUGUGUGUCAUGGAACUACACGUUGAAAGACUGGAGCACCUUUGGCUGCUCCAAAGUCAACCACUCAGAAGACGGCCUGCGAUGUUUCUGUAAUCACACCACUAACUUUGCUGUGCUGAUGUCGUACAGGAGGGAUUUUAAAUAUGCUGAAGUGCUAAACUGGAUCACCAUAUUGGGAUGCUCCAUGUCCAUCAUAGGGUUGAGUUUAACAAUAACAUUCCAGAUCACAACCAGGUAAGAUCCUACAGGGUUCCAGAACCAAUUCAAAAUAUACAGUAACAUUCCAGAUCGCAACCAGGUAAGAUCCUACAGGGUUCCAGAACCAAUUCAAAAUAUACAGUAACAUUCCAGAUCGUGACCCGGUAAGAUCCUACAGGGUUCCAGAACCAAUUCAAAAUAUUGGGUGCUUCUCAACAGUGUAAAGAAGCCCUUUGUCUGAUCCAACAGGACUUGAUAUGUGAAACCAUUAUAAAACUCACUAUUAAUGAACCAACACACCCAUAGCUACACAUC